Messenger RNA from Choloepus didactylus (southern two-toed sloth), 7956 nucleotides. RefSeq names its product cullin 9 (gene CUL9). NCBI's taxonomy places the organism in Eukaryota, Metazoa, Chordata, Mammalia, Pilosa, Megalonychidae. Gene Ontology annotation, biological process: ubiquitin-dependent protein catabolic process. The record is from RefSeq and is a predicted model, not a curated record. Gene Ontology annotation, molecular function: ubiquitin protein ligase binding; zinc ion binding. Gene Ontology annotation, cellular component: cullin-RING ubiquitin ligase complex. The transcript is spliced from 40 exons. Bases 86 to 7801 code for a protein of 2571 amino acids.
GUUCAGCUAUUUAUUCCAUCCUGUAUCUGGCCCUUAUUUUUGGCCUCUAAAUUCUACCUGCAACCUAUCAGUCACGACCCCAUCCAUGUCUCAAGACUCCACCCCAUCUAAGUAUUCUUUUCCCUUUCCCAUAUUGCUUUUUUCUCUCUCCUGUGUGUCCCAGGAGGUCAGGAUGGGGGCACGGUGUGCCGGGGACAUCAUGGUGCCCUUGGGGUCCCGGCUGCAGGCGUAUCCUGAAGAGCUCCUUCGACAGCGGCCUGGGCACGAUGGGCAUCCUGAAUACCUGAUCCGAUGGAGUGUUCUGAAGUGUGGGGAAGCAGGCAGGGUGGGUGUGGGCUCCGAAGGCAAGGCAGAGCACAUCUUCAUGUGGCUGUCAGCUCCUGAGGUCUACGCCAACUGUCCCAUGCUGUUAGGUGAGCUGGUGCUAUCUAAGGGACCUCAGCAUGAACCAGCUGGGGGUUCGGGAAGCUUUCCCCGGGAUCCAGGAGGCCUGGAUGAAGUGGCAAUGGGAGAGAUGGAGGCUGAUGUGCGGGCACUGGUACGCAGGGCUGCCAGGCAGCUAGCAGAGGGUGGGACUUCAAGCCUCACUGCCGCUGUGCUCCAUACUAUCCACGUGCUCAGUGCCUAUGCCAGCAUUGGGCCCCUCACCAGGGUCUUCAGGGAAACAGGAGCCCUGGACCUGCUCAUGCAGAUGUUGUGCAACCCUGAGUCUCAGAUCCGUCGGAGUGCAGGCAAGAUGCUGCAGGCCCUGGCAGCCCACGAUGCUGGGAGUCGGGCUCAUGUUCUCCUGUCGCUGAGCCAGCAAGAUGGCAUCGAGCAGCACAUGGAUUUUGACAGCCGCUAUACUUUGCUGGAGCUGUUUGCAGAGACCACGUCCUCUGAAGAACACUGCAUGGCCUUUGAGGGCAUUCAUCUGCCUCAGAUCCCAGGAAAGCUGCUCUUCUCCCUGGUGAAGCGCUACCUGUGUGUCACUUCCCUGCUGGAUCAGCUGAAUAACAAUCCAGAGCCAAGCGCUGGAGACAGAGGCUCCCAUUCCCCCUCGAGGGAGGAGCUCAUCUGGGAGAAGAGCCGUGGGCAGUGGGAGAAAAGCCGUGGGCAGCGGAAGCUGGAGUUCAGUAUGGCUGUGGGCAACCUCAUCUCAGAGCUGGUGCGGAGCAUGGGCUGGGCCCGGAACCUCAGAGAACAGGGCACGUUGCAUCCGCGGCCGACUCGUUCGAUCUUUCAGCCCUGCGUUUCAGGGCCCAGCCUUUUACUCCCCACCAUCGUCAGCACCCCCGGAAGGCAAGGGCGGGCUUUCCGCCAGCGCUCUGAGUUCUCAAGCCGCAGUGGCUAUGGUGAGUAUGUGCAGCAGACGCUGACGCUGGGGAUGCGAGUGCGGAUGCUGGACGAUUACGAGGAGAUCAGCGCCGGAGACGAGGGCGAGUUCCGGCAGAGUAACAACGGCGUGCCCCCUGUGCAGGUCUUCUGGCAGUCAACGGGCCGUACCUACUGGGUGCACUGGCACAUGCUGGAAAUCCUGGGCCCUGAGGACACUGCUGAAAAUACAACUUCAGCCGCUGUGGAGAAGGGGGAAGGGCCUACAGUGUUGGGCACAGACACUGAGACCCCUCUGCCUAUAUCCUCAGCAUUUCCCUCCUGGGACUGGAAGCCUGUAGAUGGGCUCUACUCUCUGCCAUACCUCCAGCCUGAGCCUCAGAGGACUGAGGAAUUGGGAUUCCUGACCCAAGCUGAGUGGUGGGAGCUGCUCUUCUUCAUCAAGAAGCUAGACAUGUGUGAGCAGCAGUCAAUUUUCCAGAAUCUUCGGGAGAAUCUGGAUGAGACCAUGGGCGAAAAGGCCAUAGGUGAGAUCUCCGUGCCCAUAGAGAUGGCUGAGGGUCUGCUGCAGGUUCUCAGUAAUCGGUUUGAAGGUAGCAUCCUCAGUGACCUGCUCAACUCCCAAAUCUUCACCAAGUAUGGGCAGCUACCGGAUGAAGUAAACAGCUCAUCUUCUUCACGAAGUCACUCCUGUACCCCAGAUCCAGAAGAGGAGUCCAAGUUGGAGGCCACCUUCUCAGAGGGAGAGACUGAAUCCCCCAAAACAAAGGCUGAGUCCCCUAAGGCAGAAGCAGAACCUGCCAAGGCAAAAGUUGAGCCUCCCAUGGCACAGAGCGAUUCACAGCUGUUUAACCAGCUUCUAGUGAUUGAGGGGAUGGCGCUGCCCCCUGAGAUGAAGGAGGCAGCCAGUGAGAUGGCUAGAAGCUUGCGGGGUCCCGGUCCGCGAAGCUCCCUGGAUCAGCAUGUGGCAGCGGUCGUGGCCACUGUUCAGAUAUCCAGCGUGGACACAAACCUGCAGCUUUCAGGGCUCCAUGCCCUCUCGCAGGCUGUGGAGGAGGCCACUGAGCGGGACCACCCUUUGGUUCGUCCUGACAGAUCCCUGAGAGAGAAGCUUGUGAAGACUCUAGUGGAGCUGCUGACCAACCAGGUGGGAGAGAAGAUGGUAGUGGUACUGGCCCUGCGACUGCUUUACCUGCUCAUGACCAAGCAUGAGUGGCGCCCACUCUUUGCCAGGGAGGGUGGCAUCUACGCUGUGCUGGUUUGCAUGCAGGAAUAUAAGACAUCCGUCUUGGUGCAGCAGGCAGGACUAGCGGCAUUGAAGAUGCUGGCCAUUGCCGGCUCCUCUGAGAUUCCUACUUUUGUGACUGGCCGAGAUUCUGUCCACCCUUUGUUUGAUGCCCAGAUGACCAGAGAGAUCUUCGCCAGCAUUGACUCUGCCACACGCCCAGGCUCUGAGAGCCUGCUCCUUACUGUCCCUGCAGCCGUGAUCCUGAUGCUGAACACUGAGGGGUGUUCCUCUGCAGUGAGAAAUGGCCUGCUCCUGCUCAACCUACUUUUGUGUAAUCACCACACCCUGGGAGACCAGAUCAUAACCCGAGAGUUGAGGGACACUUUGUUUAGGCACUCCGGGAUAGCACCGGAGACGGAACCCAUGCCCACCACACGCACCAUCCUCAUGAUGCUUCUCAAUCGCUACUCAGAGCCACUGGGCAGUCCUGAACACGCAGCACUGGAGACCCCUAGCACCCAGGGCCAGGAUGGGUCCUCUGAGCAACUGAUCCGAUCCCUGGUGGGGGGCCCAUCUGCAGAGCUACUCCUGAACUUGGAGCAGGUGUUGUGCCGGGAGGGUGGUCCAGGAGGCUCCAUGAGGCCCCUCCUCAAGCGCCUCCAGCAGGAGACCCAGCCCUUCCUCCUGUUGCUGCGGACCCUGGAUGCCCCUGGGCCCAACAAAACUCUGCUGCUGACCGUGCUGAGGGUCAUGACCCGGCUGUUGGAUUUCCCUGAGACAAUGGUUCUCCCCUGGCAUGAAGUCUUAGAGCCCUGCCUCAACUGCCUGAGUGGCCCCAGCAGUGACUCUGAGGUCGUUCAGGAGCUGAUCUGCUUCCUGCAUCACCUGUCCUCAAUGCAUAAGGACUAUGCAGUGGUCCUCUGCUGCCUGGGAGCCAAAGAAGCCCUGUCCAAAGUCUUGGACAAGCACUCAGUUCAGCUGCUGCUGGGCUGUGAGCUUCGGGACCUGGUGACAGAGUGUGAAAAACAUGCCCAGCUCUACAGUAACCUCACCUCCAGCAUCCUGGCUGGCUGCAUUCAGAUGGUGCUGGGCCAGAUUGAAGACCACAGACGAAGCCACCAACCCAUCAAUAUCCCCUUCUUUGAUGUGUUCCUCAGGCAUCUCUGCCAAGGCUCCAGUGUAGAAGUGAAGGAGGACAAGUGCUGGGAGAAGGUGGAGGUGUCCUCCAACCCACACCGGGCCAGCAAGCUGACAGACCGCAAUCCCAAGACCUACUGGGAGUCCAAUGGCAGCACCGGCUCACACUCCAUCACCCUGCACAUGCAUCGUGGUGUUCUUGUUAGGCAGCUGACUCUUCUGGUGGCCAGUGAGGACUCAAGUUACAUGCCGGCCAGGGUGGUGGUGCUUGGGGGUGACAGUGCCAGCUGCAUCAGCACUGAGCUCAACACGGUGAAUGUGAUGCCAUCUGCCAGCAGAGUGAUCCUCCUGGAGAAUCUGAACCGCUUCUGGCCCAUCAUCCAGAUCCGAAUAAAGCGCUGCCAGCAGGGCGGCAUCGACACCCGUGUUCGGGGUGUGGAGGUCUUGGGCCCCAAGCCCACAUUCUGGCCACUGUUCCGGGAGCAGCUGUGUCGCCGCACAUGUCUCUUCUAUACAAUUUGGGCACAAGCCUGGAGCCAGGACAUUGCUGAGGACCGCAGGCGCCUCCUCCAGCUCUGCCCCAGACUGAACAGGGUUUUGCGCCAUGAGCAGAAUUUUGCUGAUCGCUUCCUCCCUGACGAGGAGGCUGCCCAAGCCCUGGGCAAGACCUGCUGGGAGGCCCUGGUCAGCCCCCUGGUGCAGAACAUCACCUCCCCUGAUGCAGAAGGUGUGAGCUCCUUGGGUUGGCUGCUAGGUCAGUACUUGGAACAAAGGGAGAACUCUCGGUACCCCCCGAGUCGAGCAGCAUCCUUUGCCUCUCGAGUUCGUCGCCUUUGCCACUUGCUGGUGCAUGUAGAGCCUCCUCCUGGACCUUCUCUGGAGCCAUCCACUAGGCCCUUCAGCAAGAACAGUAAGGGUCGGGAUCGGAGCCCCGCCCCUUCACCAGUUCUUCCAAGCAACAGCCUGAGAAACAUAACCCAGUGCUGGCUGAGUGUGGUGCAGGAGCAGGUCAGCAGGUUCCUGGCUGCAGCCUGGAGAGCCCCGGACUUCGUGCCCCGUUACUGUGAACUCUAUGAGGACCUGCAGAGAGCCGGCAUGGAGCUUUUUGGGCCUCGGGCAGCUUUCACAUUGGCUCUGCGCAGUGGCUUCUCUGGCGCCUUGCUACAGCAGUCCUUCCUCACCACUGCCCAUAUGAGUGAGCAGUUUGCCCGGCACAUCGACCAGCAGAUCCAGGGUGGCCUGAUGGGUGGAGCCCCAGCAGUGGAAAUGCUGGGGCAGCUUCAGCAGCACCUGGAGCCCAUCAUGGUUCUUUCUGGCCUGGAGCUGGCCACUACUUUUGAACACUUCUAUCAGCACUACAUGGCAGACCGUCUUCUGAGCUUGGGCUCGAGCUGGCUGGACGGGGCUGUGCUAGAGCAGAUUGGCCUCUGCUUCCCCAACCGCCUCCCCCAGCGGAUGCUACAGAGCCUGAACACCUCUGAGGAGCUCAAGUGCCAGUUCCACCUAUACCAGCUCCAGCAGCUUGACAGACUGCUCUUGGAGCAGGACAAGGAGGAACAAGGACUGGAGGAAGAGGAGGAAGAAGAAGAAGAAGGGGCUGAGAAAGAGCUAUUUAUCAAAGACCCAAGUUCAACAGUUGCUGUGCUGGUCCUGUCACCACGCUGCUGGCCGGUCUCCCCACUCUGCUACCUGUACCAUCCCAGAAAGUGCCUUUCCACAGAAUUCUGUGAAGCUCUUGACUGCUUCUCCAACUUCUACAGCCAGAGCCAGAACCAUCCAGUCCUGGACAUGGGACCACGUCGGCGGCUGCAGUGGACGUGGCUGGGCCGGGCCGAGAUGCAGUUUGGGGACCAGACCCUGCAUGUGUCCACUGUGCAGAUGUGGCUGCUGUUGAAUUUCAAUCAGACGGAGGAGGUGUCAGUAGAAACCUUGCUGAAGAAUUCUGACCUCUCCCCAGAGCUACUGCUCCAGGCCCUUCUGCCCCUCACCUCUGAGAAUGGCCCUUUGACACUGCAUGAGGGUCAGGACUUUCCACAUGGGGGUGUUCUGCGGCUUCAUGAGCCUGGGCCACAGCCCAGUGGGGACGCCCUGUGGCUGAUACCUCCCCAGACAUACCUGAAUGUACAAAAGGAUGAGGGCCGAACCCUGGAACAGAAAAGGAAUCUCUUGAGCUGUCUUCUUGUCCGUAUUCUCAAAGCCCAUGGGGAGAAGGGCCUCCACAUUGAUCAGCUGGUUUGUCUGGUGCUGGAGGCCUGGCGGAAGGGCCCAAAUCUCCCUGGAAGCCUGGGCCACACUAUUGCCAGGGGCGUGGCCUGUUCAAGCACAGACGUCCUCUCUUGCAUCCUGCACCUUCUGGGCCAAGGCUAUGUGGCACGGCAUGACGACCAGCCCCAAAUCCUGAUGUAUGCCACCCCAGAGCCCAUGGGUCCCUGCCGGGGUCAGGCAGACAUCCCCUUCUGUGGCAACAAGAGCACUGAGACCUCUAAGCCUAGCCCAGAAGCCGUGGCUGCCCUGGCAUCUCUGCAGCUGCCUGCCAGCCGCACCAUGAGCCCCCAAGAGGUAGAAGGGUUGAUGGAGCAGACGGUGCAGCAGGUGCAGGAGACGCUGAACCUAGAGCCAGAUGUGGCUCAGCAUCUGCUGGCUCAUUCCCACUGGGGCGCCGAGCAGCUGCUGCAGAGUUACAGCGAUAACCCUGAGCCAUUGCUGUUGGCAGCUGGGCUGUGCAUACCCCAGGCCCAGACUGCUCCCAUACGCCCUGACCACUGCCCUGUCUGCAUCAGCCCCCUGGAGCCCGAUGACGACUUGCCCUGUCUCUGCUGCAUGCACUACUGCUGUAAGUCUUGCUGGAAUGAGUAUCUGACAACUCGAAUUGAGCAGAACCUUGUGCUGAACUGCACUUGCCCCAUUGCCGACUGCCCUGCCCAGCCCACUGGAGCCUUCAUCCGUGCCAUCGUCUCCUCUCCAGAGGUCAUUUCCAAGUAUGAGAAGGCCCUCCUGCGUGGCUAUGUGGAGAGCUGUUCCAACUUGACCUGGUGCACCAAUCCCCAAGGCUGCGAUCGCAUCCUGUGCCUCCAGGGCCUGGGCUGUGGGACUGCCUGUGCCAAGUGCGGCUGGGCCUCCUGUUUCAACUGCAGCUUCCCUGAGGCGCACUACCCUGCCAGCUGUGGCCACAUGUCGCAGUGGGUUGACGAUGGCGGCUACUACGAAGGCAUGAGUGUGGAGGCCCAGAGCAAGCACCUGGCCAAGCUCAUUUCCAAGCGUUGUCCCAGCUGUCAGGCUCCCAUCGAGAAGAACGAGGGGUGUCUGCACAUGACCUGUGCCAAAUGCAACCAUGGUUUCUGCUGGCGCUGCCUCAAGUCCUGGAAGCCAAGUCACAAAGACUUUUACAACUGCUCUGCCAUGGUAAGCAAAGCAGCUCGCCAGGAGAAGCGGUUUCAGGACUAUAACGAGAGGUGUACUUUCCACCACCAGGCCCGGGAAUUUGCUGUAAACUUGCGGAACCGUGUAUCUGCUAUCCACGAGGUGCCCCCGCCAAAAUCCUUCACCUUCCUCAGUGACGCCUGCCAGGGUCUCGAGCAGGCACGAAAGGUGCUGGCCUAUUCCUGCGUGUACAGCUUCUACAGUCAGGACACUGAGUACAUGGACGUGGUAGAGCAGCAGACCGAGAACUUGGAGCUGCACACCAACGCCCUGCAGAUCCUGCUUGAGGAGACCCUCCUACGGUGCCAGGACCUGGCCACCUCCUUGCGCCUCCUGCGGGCUGACUGCCUCAACACGGGCCUGGAGCUGCUCCGGCGGAUCCAGGAAAGGCUGCUUGCCAUCCUGCAGCACUCCACCCAGGACUUCCGGGUUGGCCUCCAGAGUCCAGCAGGCCUAGAGGCCCGGGAGGCCAAGGGACCCAACAUGCCCGGCCAUCAGCCCCAAAGCUGCUCAGGCCUGGAGGUGGAUGAGGACGAGGAGGAGGAGGAAGAGGAUGAGGACGAUGUGCCCCAGUGGCAUCAGAACGAGUUCGACGAGGAGCUGGACAAUGACAGCUUCUCCUAUGAUGAGGAAUCUGAGAACCUGGACCAAGAGACUUUCUUCUUUGGCGAUGAGGAGGAGGAUGAUGAGGUCUAUGACUGAGGGGCAGGACGCAGGGAACACCUGGCGCCACCCCAGAGUCCUGGGGCCGAGUGGGCAGGGAGGGGCCCUGCUCCUUCCCACUGUUGUUCAGGGGAGGUGACCCAGUGUCGCAGCACCUUCUGCUUACUGAAUAAACUUUUUCUCUUUUCACAUAA